Molecule: messenger RNA, 681 nt
Organism: Cutaneotrichosporon cavernicola
Lineage: Eukaryota; Fungi; Basidiomycota; Tremellomycetes; Trichosporonales; Trichosporonaceae
Exons: 2
Coding region: 1-681 (226 amino acids)
Source: RefSeq, a predicted model, not a curated record
AUGCGCGCAGUACAAGACGAGAACGUUCGUAGUCUCCGGUCAUCCAAACCGCCAAAAGCCAGCACGACACGCCGGCUGCUGGGCGACAAUGUCCCGCCCUCGGCGCCGGACAAGCCUACGCACAAGGCGCAAAAGCCCGUGCGCCAGCGAAGCGUGCUUGCCCCAAUCGACAAUGUGAGCGAGCGGGCGAAUGUAGCCAGGCUCCCGCGUCUCAAGUCCUCCUCUUCGUCUUCCACUCCUUCAGAGCGGAGCAAGGAGUUGCGAGCGAAGACCAAGACCCGGACCGGGACAGAGUUGAGCAUCAAGACCGAGCGCAUCAAGACGGAAUUUCGCGUAAAGCGUCCCACAUCGCCCCAAACCCCGCCACGCCAAAUCGUACCCAAGACCCCGGCCGAACAGAUUGGUCGGGCCGGUGCCGUCCGCGCUGCACUGCUUAAUAAACGGCGACCUAUCGUCGUCCCGGAUCCGCCGCCCAAGCGGCCACGCGUACAGAAGUCUAUCAAUGUGCGAGCGGACGAAGUAUCGGCAGCACCUAGUGCUAUUGACCGGCCGUAUGAGCCCUCGCCCAAACGUAGCGCAAAGGCUGAUGCUAUGGUGCGCCGCAUGUUUGGGGAUGAGAUGGAACCGCCGUCUCCGCCAUGCGCUUUUGGAGGGGACGACUUCAAGUUCGACUUUGUCUGA